Uranotaenia lowii is the source of this 5314-nucleotide messenger RNA. RefSeq lists its product as uncharacterized. Gene Ontology annotation, molecular function: helicase activity; transcription termination site sequence-specific DNA binding; protein binding. Gene Ontology annotation, biological process: termination of RNA polymerase II transcription. NCBI's taxonomy places the organism in Eukaryota, Metazoa, Arthropoda, Insecta, Diptera, Culicidae. Gene Ontology annotation, cellular component: nuclear body. The record is from RefSeq and is a predicted model, not a curated record.
CGCACUCAUCACGUCGCGUAAUUCAAGAAGAUCCAUGAAAAAUUGCUUAUCUAGCGUUUAAAUAAACUAAAAGAAAUAGUUUCCCGUUCAGCCGAAGGGCGAAUAUAGUAGCUCGUUCGCUUAGUAGUGCUUCAGAGAAAAUGGCUACCACGGAAUACAGGGAGUUCACCCGUUGGUACCUGAAGAGGUUGCACCAAAUCGACCACAAAAUAGUUAACAUUGGGCCGUGUACCAACAUUAGUCGGUCCGAGGAUUCUAUCAUUCCACUGAACAGGGCUUCCUACCAGCAUAUUUCGAAGAAGCACUGUAUCAUACGGUGCGUGGAUGGAGUGGCCACAUUGACGGACGAUACGUCGUCCACCGGCACAUACGUAAACGAUAAAAAACUCAGCCGCCAUAAUCCGGGCUCGAUAAUCUUAUGCGAAGGAGACUUGAUUGGCAUAGGCUCGGCCUGCAAUAUGCCGGAAGAAAUUUACAAAACCAAACCACACAUUUUGCUGUUCGAGGUGUGUAAAGAUCGGAACCGAUUGGUCUUUGAGGGGGACGUCGCCCGGAUCGACGAUUCAGACGACGAGGAACCCCUUCUGGCUAACAGUGAUCGUAAUGAAUCUCAGGUGGAGAUAGUUUUGAGUGAGGAAGACGCUGAACCAGUGGCAGCUGCGGCAACUGUUCCUCUUGUUGGAACCUCUCGAAGGGGACUUCCUCGAAGAGACGAGACAAACGAUCGCGUUCUUUUGAGCGUUGAUUUGUCUUCCGAUGAAGAAGAUAGCUGCGAUAAAGGGGCAUCAGGCAAUGUACGUGUUGAAGCCUUCAAAGAGAUGAACAUAAAGAUAGAACGAGUAGAGUCCCUUCAAGAACAAUCCACUAUCAGCCAGAAACCGUCAACUUCUAGUGAGAGGGAACCAGAGGUAUCGAUGGUUUUAGAUAAACCUCAAAUUACAGAUGAUAUUCAGCCGACAGAUGAUCCCGGAGAUCUUAUAGAUGAUGUAGAAAACGCUCAUCAUUCUUCCAGCGUUAUCUGCAUUUACGACAGUGAUGAUCCGGAUGAUUACACCGAAGACAAUUUGUCCCAGUCCAAUUAUCGGAGGAUUAAGAAAGAGGCUCAAGAAUCGGAAUUGUUCGAUGAAGAAAUCGAUGAAAUCGAUGAAAUCCUUAAGGAAGUUGAUCAAAUUAUACCUGAGACUACUGAGGAUUCACCAGUUACUGAAGGUCCAAUCUACAUCUCAGAUGAAGAGGAAGAGGACGACCUGGAAGUUCAUCUGGGUUGGUUCAGUAAACUUUCUCAAAACAACUCUCCCCUACGUAGAAAACCAUUGGUCAAAGUAGAAGAACCAGACCAAGACGAUGUGUUAGAGCACGUAUCCGCAGAACAAGAAGAAGAGGUGGAACAGAAACCGGAUCUAACAACUAUAGAUGUUCGGCAACCAGCUCGAACGCUUCCUGGUACUGUUAUAGUAUCUGCUAAUGAUGAAGAACCAUCGGAACUGGAUAUUUCAGAUUUUUUCGACGAUAUUGGAGAUCUUUUUGGGGAUGUCAAUGCUGCUCCGGAAGCCAAGCGGCAAAAACUAGACGAAUGUAAUUCGGAACAAAGUGGUUCGAAACAACUAGAUUUUAUGGAACACGUUCGAUCGAUCUCCGAACAAGAGAUCAACCUUCCUUCGGCACAACAACCUAAAACCACAUCGGAUGAUCCUAAGGCGGAAGAGUCGGUUGAUUUGACCCGACCUUUACAUGAAAAAAAUAGCAGCAGUGCAUCAAACGCAUGGAUAAGUCGAAAGAUUCCGUUUGUUGAGCCGCAUCGAAUCCAGAAACGCAGAAUGAGUACUCAAGCUGCUGAUCCUCCACCAGCAAAGCCGCCAAAAUCUCAAAAGAUACAUGAUAUAUUAAACAAACCCUCUCAUCCAAAGACUGAAAAAAUAUCGAAAGAUAUGCGCAAGCAAAAGUUAAAAGAAAUUAGUACGAAAAAUGCACAAGCCAAUGAUGCAGAAUCCAAAGGUUUCAAAGUCCCAACCAAACCAAAAGUCAAAUUCACCUCGAAGAACCGCGGCACAUUCCUGACGGAAGAAACUGCUGGUCCAUCUCACGGUUCAGCUCGUUCUCGCGAUUCGACAUCAUGUAACGGGUUCAGCGGGGACGAUUUUGUGUUCACUCAAUCUACCUCUUUGGAUAAUGUACCUUCGGUUCCAAAAGAGGAUAAUUACGUUUCCCUACCUUCCAAGCUUACUUUCGAAAGUGUCGCCAAGGUGAGCAGUGUAGCUCGAGACGCCCCAGUAUUCAAAAUUCCGAAAGUAGUGCAACCAAUUCCGCCGAAACAGCCGACUUCCACUGUUCCAAGUUUCCAGAGGGAGUUGGACAAGGCAGCUAAAGAAGUUGCCAAAUCAAAGUCUGCCAAAUUGAAGGUCCAUCGUGAUAAAUCGAAAGUUACUUCCAAGCCAAGUGAAAUCAUUCCUCUGCCUCUGCACAAAAAGGAACCAUUGAAACAAUCCAACGAACCACCACCUGUUGCAAAAGAAUCGGAAAAUACAAAUUCAAAUGGUUCCGUUAGAUUUGGGACCUACCCUAAAGCCAUAUCUCGGAAAGAAGGUGAGACAGAUAAACCUAAGAAAAGUGUUCGUUGGAAACAGUCAAUGGUCGAAGUAAGGACGUACGAGAUUGACGACGGCAACACCCUGCAUGUACAAACCAAAAUGUACAAGGAUAACAAAGAAUUUUUCUCGGAUUUGUCGCAAACGAACUGUCAAAAUGACAUCAUAGUCGAGAUCACCGGAUGGAAUGUGGAUUGGUUCGACAAUCCCGCGGUGGCCGACAUUCAUAAUCAAAAAUUGCUUCCAAUGGUGGAAUCGUAUCGAGAUUUUGAAGAUUAUAAACGCAUUGUGUUACCAAUUCUGAAGAAGGAAAUGUUUCACGAUGUGCUGAAACAAUAUACGGAAGUCAAACGAUCCCCGCAGAAACCACUUCAGCUGAUUAUGAAUGAAAUUCAUUCUCAGGAUCGUACCUUUAUGUUACAUUGCAGUGUUGAGAGUAGCACACACCAGAGUAUCAACAACAAGGACUACGUCCUGAUAUACUUCACGGACAAAACGACUACCAAAGAGUUCCGGAUACCGGCAGUGGUGGUACACCGACGCCCUACAAAGUACACCAAUGACAGUGGGAAACAAUUCUACCACUGUAAAAUUCAAACGGUUAAAUCGAACCUAUCGGUCAGGCUUCGUGACGGGCUUCAGGACAAGUUCCGCAUUCUUUCGAUCACUCAAAUCAAUUUACACCUGAGGCAGCUACACGUGCUGUUCAAUCUGCGUAAUUCUCCACUGCUGAACAAUAUCCUGACUCCUCGAAUCAACUACUACGACGAGACUAUCGUGCCUGAUCCGAAAGCUUACAAGGGAAAAGUGAGUGCCUCAAAAUUUGAACCAUUUACAUUUUUUUUAAAACAUUUAUAUUUACAGGAAAGUCUAAAUGCACAACAGGGUGAUACAUUACUGAAGGUGUACGAACAGUGCAUGGACCACAUUAGGCCACACAUUAUGCUCAUACAGGGUCCCCCGGGAACCGGAAAAUCUAGGUUGAUUAGCAAUUUGGUGCUGCAGUUGCAUCGAGGAUCCGAGGAAAAUCGAAAGUUGAAAAUACUCGUCUGUGCCCAAUCGAAUACGGCUGUCGAUGUAAUUGUGUUGAAACUGAUAAGACUGAACAGGUUGUUGGUCAGCCAACAGCAAAUGAGUCUCCUUCGCACCGGGACCCACACCAAAGUUAGUCCCGACUGUAAAAUUGUGUUCCUCGACGACUUGGUUCGCAAAUAUGUGAAUGAUCAAAUCAAACGGCGGAAGCUGAAACGGGAGGAUCCUCUGUUUGAGCUAUACUACGACGAGAAAGAAACAUUGGAACGCCAAAUCAAAAGUGAAAGUUCGCGCAAAGGCGGUAAUGUGAAGGAGCUUCAGGCCAAACUGGACAUGGUCAAAGAAUUGCUUCCCGCAAAUGUUGACAAUUUGGAUUUCAAUACUCGCGAACGCUGGGAAUUGGAAAAGCAAAGCAGGAAGCACUUCAUAGCCACGGCCAAUGUAGUCUGCACAACGUUAGGUAGCUGCGGUAACCUGAGAGAAUAUUGUCAAUCGUUAAUGUUCGAUGUGUGCAUCAUUGACGAAGCGACACAAUGUACGGAAAUUGCCUCUUUCACACCGUUGCAGUACAACGUAAGGAAAUUGAUCCUGGUCGGUGACGUGAAACAGCUACCUCCUCUAGUAUACAGCAAAGAAUGUGCCGAUGCCGGUCUAAAGAAUUCACUGUUUUCGCGUAUUCAGAAUUCUUUCUUCGGAACUCACCUAGAAGGUGUUAAAAUGCUCACGAAGCAAUAUCGUAUGCAUCCCGAGAUUCUCAGGUGGCCGAAUGAAUAUUUUUACGGAGGCAUGCUUACGAGCGAUCCUGAAGCUACGAAUUGUGACGCGUUCCUAUUUAAACCAUACUCGAUCUUCAGCUUAGAAUAUAAUCAAAACCUCACUCAAAUGGAACAUCAAAUUUAUAAUGAUGAUGAAAUUCGUUUUGUCCUGAAAUUAGUUGGAAAAAUAAUUCAGUACUGCGACAAGUACACCUCCAUCGCCAUUAUAACGCCAUACGAUCGACAUCGACGUGAGUGUGAAAAAUAUUUACAAGAGAAAGAAUUCACUCAAGUUACGGUGACGUCAAUCGAUUCAGCCCAAGGCCAGGAAUACGAUGUGGUAAUCAUAUCGUUAGCUCGUACGGCCGGAACCGGAUUCCUAGACAGCAAUCACCGCCUUAAUGUUGCCUUGACGCGCGCCAAAAAAUGUUUGAUCCUUUGUGGAAAUUUUGCAGAUCUGAAGAAAACUGAUAUCUGGAAUUCGCUGUUACGAGAUGCUCUGAGGCGCGAAGUUUUGCACGAGAUUGAAGAUGACGACUAUGACAAUGAUGAAACUUUCACCCAAAAAGUAAUGUAUCAUCUGCGUAAAAAACCGAUCGCAGCGCAGGUUAAAAGUUGAAUGCGUUCACAAAAAAGUAAUGACUGAGUUACCUGCCCUUCGUCAAUUUUUGUUAACAUCAUCGACAAUGUAUUGAGAUUCCUAUUUUAUACAUGUUUAAAGAAAAUUUAUUAUGUGUAAAGACUUAAGACUUAAAUUUCUCUUUGGAAAUAAGAGAAUGUCCAUAACAGCCAGAAACGCUUAAUUGUAACUCUCGUAAUAGUUUGUGUUGUUCAAAUUGUGUAAAAUAUUUUCAUUGAAGUCAUGUAAAUAAUUAUUUGUUUCCAAAUAUAUCUGUUGAAAAGAAAUUCAUUUGGUUGUACUUACUUGAAAGAAACGCAAUA